GUUGCGCAGGCGCGGUGCUGCCGCUCCCUCCCCCGCCCGCCGUCGGCGUCGCCGGGUCCCGCUCGGUGUCUGGCGGCGGCGGCGGCAGCAGCGGCUGAGGGAAACGCCGCCGGUAACCGGGGGCCGCUCGUACUCCGGGAGGAGCCGCCCGCACCGUGGGGCCGCCCCACUCCCCCCCCCCCCCCCCCCGCCCGCCCGCCCGGGGCUGCCCGGCCCCCGCACGCCCGCGGGGCGCAGGAGAUUCAGUUUUAGAGGUGUGUGGAGGCUGUUACCACUUAUCUUAGAAUAUUCGAACUAGAUACCAGAUUUUUAUCAGUGGAGCUGAACAACGAUAACUCUUUUAAAAAGCAGUCUUUCCUCCAGUGAGGAAAUUGAAGGGCCAGUCCUUUCUCCAGGGUAGUCCAGGAUGGCAGACCAGAGGCAACGUUCGCUCUCUACCUCCGGAGAAUCGUUAUACCAUGUGCUGGGGUUGGACAAGAAUGCCACUUCAGAUGAUAUCAAGAAAUCAUACAGGAAACUGGCAUUGAAAUAUCAUCCUGAUAAAAACCCGGAUAAUCCGGAGGCAGCAGAAAAAUUUAAAGAGAUCAAUAAUGCACAUGCAAUAUUGACCGAUGCCACAAAGCGAAACAUUUAUGAUAAGUAUGGUUCUCUGGGUCUGUAUGUAGCAGAGCAGUUUGGUGAAGAAAAUGUGAACACAUACUUCGUGCUAUCCAGCUGGUGGGCAAAGGCCUUGUUUGUGUUCUGCGGGCUCAUCACGGGCUGCUAUUGCUGUUGCUGUCUGUGCUGCUGCUGUAAUUGUUGCUGCGGGAAGUGUAAACCUAAACCCCCCGAAGGUGAGGAGCAGGAAUACUACGUCUCUCCAGAGGACUUGGAGGCACAGUUGCAGUCAGAUGAAAGGGAGGCCUCAGACGCACCUAUUGUGAUACAGCCAGCAUCAGCCACAGAGACAACCCAGCUCACAGCUGACUCUCACCCCAGCUACCACACUGAUGGAUUUAAUUAAGUUAAGGAAACACUGUAAUUAGAAUGGAUAAAAAAAAAAAAAAAAAAAAUACACGGCCAACUCAACACUAGAAUCAUGAACAUUAGAAGUAGAGAAUGGGGAGGGGGAAUAAUUCUGCCACAGUAAGAAGGCAGCUUUCCAACCUGCCGAAAAUAUUUUGUAAUCCCUUCAGCCUUUUGUCACCUUUCAGUGUCGUAUCUUGAUGAUACGUGAAGUGCUGUAGCAUGCAGUAUUUAAAGCAGUUUAGCUACGGUCUUAUUUGUUUCCUUUUUUUUUUUCUCCCCCUUAUUUUUUUCUUUUUUUAUAGCAUGUAUGGAGUUACGUUAAAUGUCUGUGGUGUAAUGUAUUGAGUUGUCACAAUAUAAGUGUGAUGGAGACAUUCUGCAUUUUAAGCAGUGGUACUGGCCUAAAAAUGAGAUUUAAAAAGUUUCACAGAAGCCACCGUUCUUCGGUACAGCUGAGCUGUUGAAGACCUUAAAAGUUCAUGGUUUUCAUUUGAGUGCAACAAACCAAUUCUUCUAUUCCUCCUUCUAUUCCUGCGUUGUUAUCUAGUCAAGUUUACAAAGCCAAGAACCAAAAAAUGCCAGUCCUGCAGAGCUGGAGUUCUCUUUAAUGCUGAUUUUCAGCUUAAAUAAAUCUACCUUGAAAAAUAAAAAGGGAGAGUUUCCAAUCUUUGAACAGUAAAUUGAUGAACAGCUCUUUAUGUGUAAGGCGAUCUUCAGUGACAGUGUAACCACAAACUGUAGUUUGCCACAAAACCAGCUGUGAAUGGGCUUGUGUGGUGGUGGUCGUGGGAUUUUAACUUCAAGCACAAUUCUGGUUUGGUUUGAGUUCAGUCAUCUUUCUGAAAUGCUGAAGACCAAAUAACGCAGCUUGCUUUGAAUGCAUGAGAAUCUUAAAGUGAAACUGGGUAAUUGAUUUUUACUGAGCGAGUAAAAUGCAGGCAGUAGGCAACAACAUAAAUGUUUUUUAAAAAAAAAUAAUUGGUUUAUAAAAAUUUGUUCUAAUAAUUUGGGAUUUUAAUAGACAAAUGGUGCAUUAUGUGUCUCUUUUUCAAGCUUUUAUAAUAUACCAGCCCUUUAAUUUUCUCAUGAACAUCUUUGUGGAGUACGUAAAUGGAUUUUUUAAGAACAAAAUACCUUUCUUUGUGUUUAUAUUGUAUAAUUUGCACAUUGUCUUGCAUUUAGAUUGUUUACACCAGUGUUUUUCUUCUCCUCAGAACAAGUAUGGGGAAACCAUUGAAAGGUUCCCUGUACUAUUUUGAAACCAAAUCGUAUCUGAAUACUGCUCUAGAAACUGUGGUUUAUUGAGAUUUACCUGUCAAAAAAGCAUUUUAGGCAGCUGUUGAAUUGCUGGUAUAUUUUGUUGUUAAUAAUCCUGUUUUAGAUGAUACAGAGUCAGGAUCCAGAACAGCUACCAGAGAACCUACACUUGGCACUUUUAGCAGUUAAUUACAGCCUCUUCAAUUUUGAUCUUUGUGGUUUUAUAUCACAAUGCCUCUACUGUCCUUUGGAUCACCCUCAUCUCCUCUUUUCAGUUUUCACCUGUUUCUGUUGAGAGGCUAUUUACAGCCUCCUGCCCGGUGUUUGCUGCUCUUUGACAAGAUCCAGGUGUUACUUUUGAACUGGGUAAAGCACUGGCGGGCUGUAAGAAAACCACCAGAAAAGGAAGGAGACUCUCCUGCCAGAGAAUUGUUCUGAAUAUACUUCCACGCUAUCUUUGCGUGAGCCGAAAAUGAUGGGAGCACGUAAAAUGCGACGUGAAACCGUGUUAAAUGGGCUGGGGGGGGGGGGGGGGGGGGGGGGGGGAAAGUCGUUAACGUGGUCUCAAUGCUGAGUGAAGGAUGUUUGCAAAUUCAGACUUUCCUGUAGCUGUUGGUACAAGCACAUCUUUGUUGCCUGCAUGUGAGCUUGUUGCAAAUAAGCAUGCUUGUGGUACCACAUCAGGUCCCAGACGUUCAAAAGGGGGGGUUACUUUUAAUGAGCUGGCUAGGUUUCAGUAGCACACUUCAGUCGCUUCUUCCUUGUCUGUAGUCCUUUCAGACCUGAAACUCGGUGGCUUACUGGAAGAUACUUUUCACUUUUUCCGUCUGGAAAACUCUCUUGGGUGGCCUUGAGGACAGUCGUGUAUGAUUUAGCUUGAGGUCCUUGUUUGAUUAAAGUCUUUAUUCGACUCCUUGGAAUGAAAAGCAAUUUUUUAGGCUUAAAAAAAUGAUGUCAUGUUGACUGUCCUUGUAGAUUUUUGCCUGAAGCCUGUUCUUGUUGUUGAAUUGCACGCUGGAAUAUGCUUGGAUACCUGCAGGCUUUCUCCCCUUGAACCUCACCGGUGAAAAUCGCCCCGAUCUGUGCAAAUUAUGUUCUUGGUAAAAAAAAAAAAAAAAAAAAAAGCAGCAUUAGGGUUUUUUUUUCUUUUGGCUUUGGAAACGAGCGUAGUUGUCCAGAGUGACUCGUUCGAAUGAGGAAAAGGCUGUUGCCCCUGUACUGUGGUUCUUCAUGCCCCGUGUCCCCACGUUCAUCUCGACGGGUAACACAAAGCCACUUGUUCUGGCCGUUGCUCCACCGCGGAGCAGCUGUGACCCUCGAUGCUGGGGGGGCUGGUUGCCGGCGUUAAUUUGGAAAAACACUUAUUUCUUACCCCCCUCCGGGCUACUUCCACUGAACCAGAAGGGCUGGCGGGAGGCUGGGGCUCCGGGGAGGUGAGGGAUGCGCCUGGAGUCGCUCAGCAGGCCCCUGACUUCGGAACCGAGCGAGGGGCAGAGGAGAUACCGCUGGGGAAGAGACAACAUCCAGGAUAAAUUUGCUGGUUUAGUUCUUCGCUUAGCAAGGCAGGAGUUUGAGAGAGGCUGCUUUCCUUUCAGCCGUGUCUGUGGGUGGUGUGUGAACGGUAAAUUAGUCUGUAUGCUGGUACAUGCCAGGACGAUGAUACCCGCUCCGAGGGAAACUACUCCGAGAUCCCAGUCACAGGGAACGACAGGAAAAACACCUUUUUAGAUGAAUAUUCAUGUUUUUUUUAAAAAUGUUUUAAGUUUGCCCAUGUUACUCUGUAAUCUCUGAAUUUAAGUUUUUUUGUGUAUUUCACGUAGUUCUUCUUGAACUAUAUAAGAAAGCUAUUUAAACACGGUGUCUUUAAAGCAAAACUUGUGUCAUCGGAGGAUAAGUAGGUUAAUGCCAAAUUUUUUUGCUGCUCCUGUACGUGAAGUACAAGAGUAUCCCAGGCUCUAACGCGAGUUGCACUUUAACCCAGCCAAGUUGAAUCCUAGUAAAUGCAAAGUUGCAUUGGAAAGAAUGGUUAAAAUCCUGGCGCAGGAGGUCACUGGGCGGUUCCGCGCCUGGGCGGGUGGAGCUGCCGCGUCCCCUCCAGAGCCGCUCGGCGCUGCAGCCCGCUACCUGGCUUACAUGCAGAAUGUUUCCUUCCAAAAUUAAACCCGAGCCCUGUUGAUUCUCUGCUCAGCGCGUUGCCAGAAUUAAAACUUGAGCUUUGAUUUUUUUUUUUUUUUUUCCCCCCCCCCCCCCUCCUGCUGUGUGUUUUGGUUUUGUUUCUUAAAAUUGUAUCGUGUUUUUUUUUUUUACAAGUUGCCUGAGACCUACGUUUCAGUAGUUCGGCCACCUCCAUCCAGCUCAUCGAACCUCUUCAGCGCCGGUUCCCUUAGCACUUGUAGCCCCUCCUGACGAGGAGGGGUGUCGGGGAGAAUCUGAUCGGGGGAGCUUCUGCUGGCUGAUGUUGGGGACCACUGACUUUAUUCCCGAGCGGUGCUGUGUGGAGAGCUGUUGGUAGCUUAGGGGGAGCACCUGCCUGGCUGCAGAGAGGGCUCAGGUCCUGCCCCCCACUGUCCCCCCCCCGUCCCCCCCGAGCUGCUGGGGAGGAGGUGGUGGUGCUGGACCUGCCCCGUCGGGGCAAUUCCCACCGCACUGUAGUACAACCAGUUGUACGCUUCACUUGAAGUGAAUGAAGGGGCGUUGCACCCGUUAAAUGCCAGUUUCAUUUUGUUAGCGACGUUUGUAGGAAAUUCUUAAAUAUUUAUCUGUAUAUAAAUUUGUUCCUGUAAACCUCCGUGGCGUCUGAUAGGGUGUAGAUUUCCGCUGAUUCCACGCAGCGAUGGUUUAGAGCCGUGUUACCUUUUCAGUCUUAUUUUUAGAUUUGUAAUAUUUUUAAACUGCUUUAGAUAUUAGCGCUCACGGCGUUCUUGAAACGUGAUGCUCGUUGAGGUUCAGGUGGGCACAGCCCACAGAACAGAAGCGCCGGCUGAGGAGGAGGGCUGGAGCACGGGCCUGCCAAGCACCGAGUCCUGCCGCAGCGCUCUGCUCGGGGAGGGGGGGAGCGCAGCUUCCAAACCCUUCGUGUCCGCCGAUAAACUCUGGGUGUAACCAGGGCGGGAGCCUGACCGGAGAGAUAUCCCUGUCCCAUCCAUAAAGCGGUCGUGUUGUGGUGCAGAGGGACGCCGGCGUGCUUUGGGGGGGGGUGUGUGUGUGUGUGGGGGGGGGUUACAUCAGAGCAUUUGGACCACGUGCGCUCCUUGAGAGCGGUCCCCGCUUUUCUCAGCUGGUUCGUGCCCAUUGUCUGUCCGGUGUCCUUGACGUUUCCCGGAUAAUGGAGGAAAUGUGUUUGUGCUGCGGGUUUUUUUUUUUUUUCUCUCCGAUGCAACCGGGCGUUGGCGGCGUGUUUAGCAGGACACGCUUGCGAGGUGGUCAGGGAGGCUUCUGCAGCCCCCCGCCGCGCGCUGAUAAUUCUGGGUGCUCUUUAAAUACGCAUCAAUCGCAGAGCACUGAACCCUAACCCCCCCCCCCAGUACAAGUGUUUGUAGUGUGAGGUUGGUAUAAACGUAACAUGCUUUAAUCAUUUGAUGCCGCUUCUCCGUGUUAUAGUGGAAAUCAUCUAGCUUGUAGCGUAUCAUUACACCGACAACUGCUUUUAAAAUACCUUGAAAGCAAUGUAACUGAUAGCUAACGAGGUGGCAGGAGAUUUCUCAGUGUUCAAGUCCUGCAAGACCCGUGGGCUGCUCCGCGUCCUGCGCUGGGAGGCUUUAUGUGCUCUCCGGGACCCGGCAAGACUGAAAUUCCCGUUUCCUUCCGAGAAGAUGCUUCCUUUGCAGGAGGGAGCCACGUGGGGGAAGCUGUCUGUCUUUGACGUUUGCACAAGCCAAAUGCCGUAAAUGUGGAAGACAAACCUUCAUUUGGAAAUCAAAUGCCAACGUGCCGGGCACGGUUAAUUGUGUCAUUGAAAGGAUAGAUGCUGGGAAUUUCUGGUGGUUUUUUUAUAUAUAUAUAUAUAUAUAUAUGUAUAUGUAUAGAGGAAGCUCUUAUAUAAAAUGGCCAUUCAUUCUCGAGUGCUGUUGUCUUCUCUGCUCCCUCUCCCCCACAGCCAGCCGUGUGGGUGUACUCUUGCAGUCUGUGAGCGGUUGCUUCUCAUACCCUGCCAAAAAAAAAAUAAAAAUAAAAAAAAAUAAUAAUUUACUUGAAUUCCACGAGCUGCCCCUUGUCCCCGGCCCCCCCGGCCGGAGCUGGGCGCUGCUGCUCCGGCUUUCCUUCGGCAGGAACCCAGCGGAGGGCAGGGCCCGUCUCUGGGAUGACGUGGGUCUGUGCAGGGCGGGGGGUGUUCUAAAUGUGGUCGAUGUGCUCAGCGCCAGAGCUGUGAUAGAACACAUUGGUUUGGGGUUUGUUUGUUUGUUUUGUGUUUUUUUUUUUUUUUUUUUUGUGUCCUCAUACUGAUUUUCACCACGUUGUACUGGCCGCGGUGGGACCGGGUGAGCUCAGAGCAAGGUCCAAGCCCGCGCUGUAGGCUUUGGAUUGCAACAUCACGUGUGUGUAUGUAUGUAUAUAUGCACAUAUGUAUAUAUUUAUACAACAGGUGUGCUCCUAGUACUUGCUGCUGUUUUUUCUUUGGUGGUAAAACCGUGAAAUUUGGCUCCAAGUCCCGCUGUGGACUCUCGGCCAGACAAGCGGAAGGUGUGAGUUUUGUGUGUCCGGAAUUGCGCUUUUUCCUUUCAGCUGCAGGAAAAAAACCAAACGAGGUCGGUCGGGUUAAAUGGCCGGUGAAGGAGCCGGUGGCAGGAUCCUGUUGUAUAAAUAAACGGGCGGUGCCAGUGGGAUCGCUGGGCCGUUUGGAAAGGAAAAGCAGUUUUCUACUCCCAGCUCUUCCCUCCUCGCUCGAGCGAGUUUACGCUCGAGCGGUGCGGCGUGUUUGCGCGGUCCGGUCCGGUGUCUGGGUUCGCAGCGCUGGCGGGUCGGGUUCGUGGGGGCUUGGGGAGUCACUGCAGGUCCCGACGGCGGAGGGAGGCAGCGGUCGGUGCGGGGGCGCGGCGGCUGUGCCCAGCGUACGUGUGAGUGCCACCAAAUCGCUUCCAGUCGCGCUGGGCAGAGCCCUCCGCUCGCCUUCCCCCGCAGGGGCCGUUUCCUGAUGUAGGAAACCCCAGGGGGGGUGUUUCUGCCCUGGGGGGGGAUCCCUGUGUCGCUUAGGCGUUUGAAGUUCGGGUUGUGCCCGUCGAGGUAGGCGAGCUCUGAGGUUUGCCAGGUCCCAAACGCUCGAGGUUGCCUCGCCUGGCUGCGUGCUGCCCGAGCCGGCCGCUGGCGUUCCUCCCUUCCCCCCUUUUUCCGGGGCUGCGUGCGGACCCUUCGGUUCGUGGGACCGCAGGCACCCGAGGCGGUUCAGGUUCGUUUUGCGUGUGAGCAAGGCCCUAAAAGUAAGGAAUUCAUCGUGGGGUUUGGUUGUGUCGGCCUCUUUGUGGAGCCCGAGGGAGCUGAGGACGCCGGGAGGGGACGCGUUCUGUGUUUGCACUGCACUUCGACUGGGGGGGGGGGUGGGAGGGCGGGGAGGGGGGGAGCCCACCUUUCAAAAAAGAAAAAAAAAAAAUAAAAAAACAAAACAACCCACAAUCGAAGUAUAAAUGCAUCUGAAAAGCAAUUAUAAUAUAGACAUAUAUAUAUUUUGUUAUGUUACUAAAGGACCAUAAUUUGAAUUGUAUGUAAGUAGAUGUGGCUGUCUGAACUUUGUGGAUUGUAACACUCGAUACUACUGAGCUCCUGUACAUACACGCAGUUACGGCGGAAGGAAUUAUUUUAUGUUUCAGCAUGGUAAUUUGUGUAUUGUAUGUCUGAAUAUAAACUAAAAUAAAAGAUUGCUAAGUUAUCUGAAA
This is a messenger RNA of Tyto alba (common barn owl), 8132 nucleotides long. RefSeq names its product DnaJ heat shock protein family (Hsp40) member C5 (gene DNAJC5). The transcript has 7 exons. Gene Ontology annotation, biological process: regulation of synaptic vesicle cycle. The record is from RefSeq and is a predicted model, not a curated record. Bases 407 to 1003 code for a protein of 198 amino acids. Gene Ontology annotation, cellular component: presynapse; membrane; intracellular membrane-bounded organelle. NCBI's taxonomy places the organism in Eukaryota, Metazoa, Chordata, Aves, Strigiformes, Tytonidae.